Messenger RNA from Moesziomyces aphidis, 1326 nucleotides. Lineage: Eukaryota; Fungi; Basidiomycota; Ustilaginomycetes; Ustilaginales; Ustilaginaceae. The record is from the annotation of a GenBank genome assembly.
AUGGCUCGGCCUGUCGCGCGAGACUCGUCGGAUCUCAAUCGAUCUUCUAGCUCGCCCAAGCAACGCGGAAAUCGGGAGAUCCAAUCACCUCCGCUUCCCUCGUCGUCACGCACACAUCACCUCAUCAUGUCUGGCGACUCAAAAGUGUUCUCCCUCGUCGGCAAGGGCCUCAAGCUCGACACCAAGGCCGACAUCCAGCCGCACCUCGACGCACUUCAGCAGAUCGCAGAUCUCCAAGAGGUCCACCUGGGCGGCAACACGCUUGGUGUCGAGGCUUGUCAGGCGCUCGCGGAUGUUCUCAAGGACAAGAAGACGCUCAAGGUCGCCGACUUUGCCGAUAUCUUCACCGGUAGGCUCAUCUCCGAGAUUCCCGAUGCGCUUCGUGCCCUUUGCGAUGCUCUCACCGACCACACCAGCCUUGUAGAGCUCAACCUUUCGGACAAUGCUUUCGGCGGUCGAUCGGCCGAGCCCAUGGUCAACUUCCUCAAGAACAACCACAGCUUCUCCGUCCUCAAGCUCAACAACAACGGUCUCGGCAUCACCGGAGGCACCAUCGUCGCUGAAGCCCUCUACGAAGCCGCGCAGAACCUCAAGGCCAAGGGCCUCGAAUCCAAGCUGCGCACCGUCAUCUGCGGCCGCAACCGUCUCGAAAACGGCUCAGCACCCGUGUGGGCCAAGGCGUACGCAGCGCACGGCGGCCUCGUCCAGGUUCGCAUGUUCCAGAACGGCAUCCGCAUGGAGGGCAUCGAGGUCAUCAGCAAGGGUCUUGCUUCGUGUCCCAACCUCGAGGUGCUUGACCUCCAAGACAACACUGCCACGCUCCGUGGCUCGCGCGCCAUCGCUGCAUGCCUCCCCAAGUGGCCCAAGCUCAAGACGCUCAACCUGUCCGAUUGUCUUCUCAAGCCCAAGGGAGGCGCGCUUGUCUUCGGUGCUUUGGCCAACGGCAGCAACCCCGCGCUCGAGACGAUCCAGGUCCAGUACUGCGACCUCGACCGAAAGGUGCUCGACCAACUCGGCAGCGCCAUCGACCUCCACCUCUCCAGCCUCACCAAGCUGGACAUUAACGGCAACUGGGCGGACGAGGAGGACGAAUGCAUCGAGAAGAUCAAGCGCGCCCUCGCCAAGCACGGUCACGAGGAUGCAUUGCUCGAGCUGGAUGAAAUGGACCCCGAAGGCGAAGAGAGCGAGGGCGAGGAUGAAGAGGAUGGGGACGAAGACGAGGACGAGGCGGACGCAGAAACCUCCGCAAAGGCCUCGGCACAGGUCGACGACACCGACGAGCUCGCCUCUGCUCUGGCCAAGACCAGCCUCACAGACGCAAAAUGA